Molecule: messenger RNA, 4506 nt
Organism: Gracilinanus agilis (Agile Gracile Mouse Opossum)
Lineage: Eukaryota; Metazoa; Chordata; Mammalia; Didelphimorphia; Didelphidae
Gene: KANSL1L
Product: KAT8 regulatory NSL complex subunit 1 like
Exons: 14
Coding region: 1-3009 (1002 amino acids)
Cellular component (GO): NSL complex
Molecular function (GO): histone acetyltransferase binding
Source: RefSeq, a predicted model, not a curated record
AUGACCCCAGCUUUGAGAGAGGCCGGAAUGAAGGGACAUGGUAUCCACUUGUCAUCUUCUUUGUCUAGAACCAUGGAGUCUGACACAGUACUUUGUAUGGAAAGUCCAGGAACUGUUGAAGAAAAACUAAAGGGAGACUCCAUUACACAGAUUAAUUGCUCAAUGCUGGGGUUUCCAACUCCUGAACCUAGCCUUAAUACUAAUUUUGUGAAUUUGAAACACUUUGGCUCUCCUCAGCCUUCAAAACAUUAUCAGACUGUCUUUCUAAUGAGUUCUAAUUCUUCAUUAAAUAUGUAUAGUGAAAAUUAUACACAAAAGAAGUUAGGAGACCCUAAUGGCAAUAAGCUAAAAAAUACACUGAGGAAUGGCACCAGCAUUAGGCUUAGUAGAAUUUGUCCUCCUAAUUCUGAAGAUUUCAUCAAACAGGAACCUUUAUCAGAGACCACAAGCCAAUGCAUAACUGAUUUGCCAAGUGUUUUGGAUUCCAGUGUAACCAAAGUCAGUAGUGUAGAAAACAUAGAGCUUCCAAACUGUAAAUGGUACCAAAAGAAUGGUCUUUUGGAUAAAGCUACUGGUGCUGAGAGUAAAAAGAGUUUUUUGCAGUGUGCUCAAAAGAAAGCUUGGCCUGGGCACACAAAUGUACUUAUUAGCUCCCCUGCCACUGAGAAAGAAGAAGAAGUAAAUGCUCGUUUACUUCAUUGUGUAAGCAAACAAAAAAUUCUCUUUAGCCAAGCCAAAAGAACUCAGAAACAUUUGCAGAUGCUCCUGGCAAAGCAUGUUGUUAAACACUGUGGUCAACAGAUGAAAUUCUCUAUGAAGCAUCAGUCCCAAAGAAUGAGAAUCUUUCAUGAACCUGCCAGAAUUCUGGACAAUAGUUUCCACAGAUGCACCGAAAUUAAACCAGAAGUCUGCAUAUCUAAUGCAGAGAAUGAUUUGUGGAGAGAUACCAAAAAUGGUUUUGCAAGGUGCACCAUUGCAGAAAUUCAGAAGUUUGCACUGUCGGCUGCAGGAUUGUUGUCUCAUGUUGAAGAGGGUUUAGACUCUGAUGCAACUGACAGCAGUUCAGAUGAAGAUUUGGAUGAGAAGCCCAUUAGAAAAAGUGUCAUGGUUAACUAUAGUACUGAAUGGAAGUGGCUUGUAGACAGAGCUAGAGUUGGCAGCCGCUGGACGUGGCUUCAGGCCCAGAUUUCGGAGCUAGAAUACAAAAUCCAACAGCUAACUGACAUUCACAGGCAGAUACGUGCCACCAAGGGGACAGUGAUCCUAGAAGAAUGCCAACUUCCAAAAGAUAUUCUGAAGAAGCAGAUACAAUUGACAGACCAAGGAACUUUAUUAAACACCACGGGGAAUUCUCAGGUUCCCCAGGAGAGACAAGAUUCUUUACCAGAACAAGAUUUUGAAAUGUCACCAAGUAGUCCUACACUACUUCUUCGAAAUAUAGAAAAACAGAGUGCACAACUGACUGAAAUAAUCAACAGUCUGAUUGCUCCACUCAACUUAUCCCCUACUUCAUCACCCCUUUCUUCUAAGCCCUGUAGGCAUAAAAGACUGGCCAAUGGCAUUUCUCGGAGUGCUUCAGAGAAUUUAGAUGAACUCUCUUCCUCCAGUAGCUGGUUACUUAACCAGAAGCACAUUAAGAAAAGGAGAAAAGAUAGAACAAGAUUGAGAUCUCCAUCUUUGACUCUCAUGAGCACAGCAGCACGAACAAGACCUCUUCAGAGUUUCCACAAACGAAAACUCUACAGAUUGAGCCCUGCUUGUUAUUGGAUUCCAAAGGCUUUGCCUUCCAAAGAAACUCCAUUUCAUAAUGCUAGACAAAUGUCUUGCAUGAUAUCAGCUUCAACCUGGAAUAAUUGUGAUCACAAUACUAAGUCUGAGAUAUUAAAACAACAUGUACCAGAGCUAGAUUCUUCUUUCCAUUCUGUUUUAUCACUCCCAUCAGAUGUUCCACUUCAUUUACAUUUUGAAACACUGUUGAAAAAGAAUGAAAUCAAAGGAGACCUGGCUGAAAGUACAUUGCUGGAAGAAGAAUGUAUCCUAUCUCCGUCAACUGCACAUAUUUCGCAGAGUACUCCUCUUACCCCAUGGAGAAGUGGAUAUUCUCCUGUAUGCAAACCUCAGACCAGAUCAGAAACCUCCGCACAAUUGUUACAGGGAAGGAAAAAAAGGCACUUAAGUGAAACUGCAAUAGGGGAAAGAAAUAGGUUUGAAGAAUUUACUUUACAACAUACAGAACCAGGAUCCCAUAACAGCUUUACUGCGGUCACUAAUAUCAAUGUGAUAUCUAGGUCAACCCAGAAUUCAUCACAAAAUACGACAAGGCGGAGAUUAAGAAGUGAGAGCUCUUAUGACAUAGAUAAUAUUGUGAUUCCUAUGUCACUAGUGGCCCCAGCCAAGUUGGAGAAGCUGCAAUAUAAAGAAAUACUUACUCCAAGCUGGAGGAUUGUUGAUCUUCGGCCUCUGGAAGAAUUUCAUUUAGGGGAAGAAAUAGAAGAUCUUUCUGAUGAAGUCUUCUCCCUACGCCACAAAAAAUAUGAAGAGAGAGAGCAAGCAAGGUGGUCACUGUGGGAACAAAGCAAGUGGCACAGAAGAAAUAGCAGAUCUUAUGGCAAAAAUGCUGAAGGGCAACAAGGACAGGACUCAAUAUUAAAAGAAAACCACAGUGAUAUUAACACUAUUGAGAACUGUGUUUCUGAAGCCAUCCUUGAGUUUCCUUCUGAAAUGCAUGGUCUAUGUGUUCAUACCUCGCCUUUGUUAAACAAAAAUCAAGAAGCCAAGUCUGUGUGGUGGGAACGACGGGCUUUUCCACUGAAGGAUGAAGAGGUAGCUUUAUUGUGCCAAGAUGAAAAAAACUAUCAGGUUGAAAGGCCAAGCACAGCUUUCCCUGGUGAAGUCUUCUGUAGCACUGUGUCAGAUCACAGUCAUCCUCCAAAAAAGCAAUCAGUAGACAGACUGGAAGAUUAUAAACCUCCUGGUCUAGGACUCAGUAGUCUAAAGAAAAAUAGGUGACAGGGAACUUAGUGGUUCGUAAGAAAAAAGCUAAUUAAACUGGAGAAAACAAGGCAGACCCUUCCCUCUCAACCCUCUUCAACAACAAAAGAAACCCCACAAAUUUCAAUGCAUUAGAGAAACAGCAUGUAAUGUAUUAAUCUUUCGUGCUAAGAGACAGGUUAAAAAAAUAAAAAAAUAACACUUUCUUUCCUUCUUGAUCCACAAGAGAAAAUAGUUCUUUUGGUCUUCAGACCGUAGGUGCAAUAGUCAUUUGCUCUUAUUAGGCAAGGCCAAAUCACUGGCACCAUGAAAAUGACCUAAUUAUUUCCUGAAUUCUGGUGUCAAAUGCCUACUUUUUGUUACUGAUACUUUUUCUCCUUUAAGAUGUACUGUACGGUCCUGGUGUGUCAGACUGUAGCAAAAUGUUGUUUUUUUUUUUUUUUAAUGCACAAGAAACAAAAACACUAAACUCAUCAAACUGCCUUAAAUAUAAUUAAAGUACUGUUAUGGCUAGCAACUCAGUUUUAAAAUCCACAUAUGAAAAACCCUGAAGAUAUAAGAACCAAUAUCUAGCUUUAUAGAUCCAUAAACACAGAAAGAUUUUAACUGAAUACAGACUUCUGAAGGUCUUAACUAUGGGGGAGGGGGGAGUUUUUUUUUUUAAACAUGCUUUACUACCAUUAACAAGUGGAAGUCAUUUAUAAAAUUCUUAAUAUACAAAUGAGAUGAUAAUCUUUUUAUUUUUAAAUCACUGAUUUCUGUUAGACAUAACAGACCGUUUCUGUUCACUCAUAAGAGUUUAAUUGGUACAUUAAGUCACCAUGUCUUUGGCUUUCCUUAUAUUUACUAUUUCAUUUUUACUGUGUUACAAGAACCUGAAUGGGUCUUUAAAAUAUGCAUAUUUAAAAUAACUUACUGAAAGGGAAACAAUCAUCAGUAUGAGCUUGAAAAUACUGCUUUGGUGUAUUCCUGGCUAAUGAAUUUAUAAAUUCCUUACCAUACCUUGCUUUAAAAGCAAAUGAUGAUUUGUCCAUUCAUAUCUACUUGUAUCCUAAAAUGAGGCUGAUACGAUUUAUACCAAGUUGUGUGCAUUUUAAGUGGAAUCCUUUUUAAGCUACCAUACCAUUAUAUUUUUGCUGUGUGGAGCAGUUGAGGACAAUUCAUAGAAAUCACUUUUUCUCAAGGAAAAACUAUUGCUUCAAGUUGUAGUACCCAUACUUAUUAAACUAACACUGGCCAGCUGGCCUAGUUUGUGUGAUUUGACACAGUUUUUGUCAGGGAUUGGAAAACUUGAUACUGGACCCUUUGGGGGGAGGGGGGAGAAGUUCAAUCAAAUUUCAACACUGACAAGCCUCUGCUUGUAGUUUCACUGUACAUUUAUUUUUAAAGAAAAACAAAAAACAAAAGCCUCACAAACACAAGUUUGUCCAGAAAAUUAAAACUUGAAUCUUGCUGUCAUGUCUGAUACCAUGAUCUUCUAUGUAAGUUUUUUAAUUAAAGUUAUUUCUAUAUGUC